Coniophora puteana RWD-64-598 SS2 is the source of this 2826-nucleotide messenger RNA. Its product is annotated as kinase-like protein. Gene Ontology annotation, biological process: protein phosphorylation. The record is from RefSeq and is a predicted model, not a curated record. Gene Ontology annotation, molecular function: ATP binding; protein binding; protein kinase activity. The coding region runs from base 10 to 2478 and encodes 822 amino acids. The transcript is spliced from 9 exons. NCBI's taxonomy places the organism in Eukaryota, Fungi, Basidiomycota, Agaricomycetes, Boletales, Coniophoraceae.
GUUGGGACCAUGCAAGCUGCUAUCCAGGACUUCCUUAACCAUGCGGGUGACGCGAACAUGGCCGACGACGCGACCACUGAGGCCACCGAGACCCAACACGAGACGCAGCAGGCCACUCAGUCCACGGAAGAUGGCUCCCAGAGUACUGAAGGCGGCAAGAACGACGUUUGGGGCGUACUUCAGCCAUGCAGCCAGUCGCUCAAUCGUAUCGAUCUCUUCAAGCUUCAGCCCGUCGUGUCCGUUGGCCGAAACCAGGAAGGGAACGAGGUUGUUCUCCCCGGCCUCAAAGUUAGUAACAAGCACUGUAAGAUUCGCUGGGACGGCAGGACCGACGAAAAGUCGCAUGUCACGGUGUAUGAUACCUCGAGCAACGGCACCUGGAUCAACGGACAGAAGAUUGGGAAAGGGAAGUCUGGAAUCUUGAAGGACGGGAACGAGAUCGCGUUCGGGCAGCACCGGUCUCAACCCGAGUCACCCUCGGAGGACUAUCGCUUCAUUUAUCGUCAUAUGGCCUCGGGCCCGCCCAAGGGCGGCCUACAUGCGUUCUACGACCUGGGUCACGAACUUGGCAAAGGUUCUUUCGCCACUGUCAUGAAAGGUCUCUCGCGCCAGACGGGACAGUGGUACGCCAUCAAGAUCAUCCAUGCCCAGACGCUCAGGCGCGCCCAAGCGAGCUCCGGGAGCCACAGUAGCACCAGCGACCACGAGGCGAAGAAGGCGGCGGACUUCGUGAAGGAGAUUAGCAUUCUCGAGAAGCUCACCCACAAGAACAUCUGUCAGUUAAAAGAGGUGUUCUUCCAAGAGUCGAAUAUUAAUCUGGUGCUCGAGCUGGUCGACGGAGGAGACCUACUGGAUUACAUUUGCACUCGUGAUGGGCUGGAGGAGCCUUUGGCGUGCCAUAUCACGUACCAAAUCGCUGACGCUCUUACUUAUGUUCAUGCUCAGGGAAUCGUUCAUCGUGACUUGAAGCCUGAGAACGUGCUACUCACGUCCAGUAACCCGCCUGUCGUCAAAGUCGCUGACUUCGGUCUUGCCAAGGUCGUCGAUAGCAUGACGCGCUUGAAGACGAUGUGUGGCACGCCGUCAUACCUUGCGCCCGAGGUUGUGACGCAGAAGAACCAGGAAGGAUACAGCCAUCUUGUCGACGCGUGGAGUGUCGGCGUUAUUGUUUUCUCCAUGCUCACAGGGCAAACACCUUUCAUUGAAGACGAAUCAAUACAAGACAUCAAGGUCCGUAUCGCCGAGCGCACAAUUGACUGGGCCAUCCUGGAGAGCGUGAAUACUAGCAAAGAAGCUCUAAAUUUCGUCCAGAGCCUGCUCCAAUACUUCCCCAAGCAUCGUAUGUCAAUGUCCGAGGCCAAGGAGCACCCCUGGCUCGCCACAUACGCGCGCGAGAACAGCCUAUCAAACGCAGAAGGACCCGCGCCUUCCGUCGCCUCUGAGCCCCGUUCCCAGCUGGCCGAAGAUAGCGUGAUAUCACUCGGGAUGGGUGAAAGCUCGCUCUCCAGCAUUCCAGACGAAAGCGAGGAAGGAGCAGACGCAGAGAUGCAUGAUGCGGAUCCCUCGAUGGACAGCGGACUCCGGAAGAUGCAGCUCAACAGCAGCAUCGGCGGGCCCGCCGCGUCUCUUGUAGCUAGUGGUGCCCCCGACACCGACGAUACGCCCCCGACCGGUGACCAAGCCGGCUCAAGCCGGUUUGUGACACCAAUCGCCCUUGCUAUCGAGACUCCAUUCUCGCCGUCGUCACAAUCGGCCGGAGGCAUGCGCCGGAUACCACUACAGAGGCAGAGCAUGGCCGUCGCGGAGCAGCAGGAGCACGACCAGCGCGAUAGUCCCGGCAAGCAGCAGCCGAUUCGCGAUGAGUCCUCGUGGCACGUCAUCGCGUCGCAGGAAUACCAGCAGCAGCAUCGCGCCGCCGCUGUUGCCGCCGCCGCCGCUCCUCCGCCGCCUGAGCCUAUUCCCGAACCUGCGCCUGUGGCGGGGCCAGGACCCACCACACGUGGCAACAAGCGCAAGCUCAACUCUAUCCCAAGUGGAGGCGAGUUGACCGAGAAGCCAGCGAGGGGCAACAUGAAGAAGCGCGGGCGGGCGGCUGCCUCGUCGGGGUCCUCUGCUUCGGGCUCCAGGUCAUCGUCCUCUGGAACUCUGAACGGCAAUCGUCGCGGCCAUGGCAGCAGCGCCUUGGCCGCAGCGCCGGUGCUUAUGGCCAAUGCGAAUGGGGAGCCUGUCGACGUGGAGAUGGCAUCCCCCGCGAAGACGCGUAGUGGGCGGACGCGGUCGACUCGUGGUCGUGGAGGCGCCACUGCCGCCGCCGCCGCUGCCGCGGUUGCUGCUACUAAGCCUGCUGAAGAAGAGGCGGUCGAGGACGAGGAGUGGGGUGGUAUUGGCAGCAGUGAGGCCAUUGGUAGUGGCACUGGCUCCGGUCGGCCCAGGCGGUCGACGCGGCAAGCCCCCGCGAAGGCGGCGCGUCGUGCAUAAGUCGAGCAGGUGGACUCGACGCUAUCUCUGUGCUCUCUCAUCAUGACUCUAUAGUGCUUGUUUGCUUUACUCUUUGCUUGCUUGCUUGCUAGCUUGCUUCGUGUCUGUCUUGCUUUCUAAAUGUAAUCCUUGUCUCAUCUCUCCCGGAUCAGGAACAUAUCCUUCCUUUUCUACUCGCCCCACUCCGAUAUCUCUCCUUGCUUGCUCUGAUUUUCUCCAUUGUUUCCUUGUUUCCGACCUAAAAUGCUCUUGCUUUCGAGCUCUCACACAAAACGUAAUCUACAUAUAACUUAGAUGCGCGCCGCGUCGUGCGCGACUAGACACAUCCGUCGCUGUUACUAUAGUCAC